This is a messenger RNA of Cimex lectularius (bed bug), 2052 nucleotides long. RefSeq names its product polyadenylation factor subunit 2-like. Lineage: Eukaryota; Metazoa; Arthropoda; Insecta; Hemiptera; Cimicidae. The coding region runs from base 67 to 729 and encodes 220 amino acids. The record is from RefSeq and is a predicted model, not a curated record. The transcript has 4 exons.
CUAUCUUUCCAUCCGCGGUUUUCCAUUUAACGUCGUUUCGGAAGUAGAAGACUCUCAGUUGCCAAAAUGUUCAUAGUCAUAGUCUCCAUCCUCGCAGUGAGCCAACUAAUUGAUGCGCAUCAUGUUCCAUACCAACCGUUUGGAACGUAUGGGCCAGGGAGUCCAGGUGGAAACUUGCCUACCGUACCCAUGAACAAUCAAGGAAGCAACUAUGGCAAUAAUUAUCUACCCAAUAUGGUGAAUUACCCCAGCAACUAUGGCAACAAUUACCCGAUGCUACCAAACUUUCCCAGCUCUGACAACUAUUAUGACAGGCCGCUGGUUCAAAAUCCCAACGCUAUGCCUGAUAACUACUACCAAUCAAUGAACAGGGUUCCUGUCCAACCAGCCCAGCCCACCGGGCCCAGGUACUUCUUGGUAAGCAGGCCUUCCAGCCCCAACUAUGACAUGUACAACGGAGGCUUCACGGGAGGUAACGAGAAGACUUACGGAGGUUUAAACUACGGCAGUACAGGAGGCUUCUGUGGCUGCUAUGGAUGUCCUUCAUGCGUCUACCCUGCAACCAGGGUAUGCUUUAACACACCAAAUGGUCCAUAUCAAAAGGCAACAGGGGAUUUGACGCUUGAUCGUACUAGCGAUAGAUCUGGAUCUUGUUGUGCAAAUAAGUGCAAUAAUUUCCACUUACCUCAGCAAAGAUGUUGCCAAUGCUGUGAGGGUAAAGCCUUCUGAUUAAGUUAACAACACGAGAUUCUUCUUUUUUGUUAAUUGGUUUUCUAAGGCUAUCCAACCAUCCUCGUUGAUAACAGGAAAUUCAUUUUGCAGAUCAUGCAGUGUUUCCAAUGAUUCUGUGUUUUUUUAAUAAAAGAAAACUUUACAACAAUGUAAUUUGAAAAUGGUUUUUCCACUCAACGACCUUCUCCUCUUUUGAGAUAACCUUUUUUACUAAAUUUAUGUUAAAACAUUCAGUGCCAAGCUUGGUUAAUUAAAUUUAAAUCAUCAAUAAAGUAGUACUAAUCCUUUAUUUCUAAAUGCUCAAUCGAAUCUCUUACCUAUUUUGGGUUACAUGAAUGAUCUAAAUUAAUAAAAUCCUUCUACAAUCAUACAAUAAUACAUUCUGUGUGCGAUGACUCUCAUAUUUGCUUUUCCUUCCCACCUUCCUGACUUGCAAGAUGUAAUUGUAAGAAUUCAAAACGACUUAAACUCAAUCUGCUACUGAAAAUAGACUUGAACGUAGAAUAAACACAGGCUACUUUGCUAGAUCCAGCUCCCUCCUUCAUGACCUUUUAUCUCUGCAUUUAUUAUUAAUAAUCAUCCUAUUUUCUUCCGUCCCACCAUCACUUUUGGUCUCGAUCGGACCUUGCCCACGAAGCCCAAUAUCUCCCCGAUUUCCCAUUGCUACCCAUCGCAUUAAUUCCAUCGAGCCAGUCAACUUGUUCUAUUGGCUUUGACCUCUACAUUGUUUCAACAAGACUUAAGGAUAACAAUAUCAGAAGUCAUAAAGUAACAUGUUCUGCACCAUCAAAAAAGGAAGCAUUCUUGCAUACAAAGUUAAUUGAAUAUCUCCAUCACCUCUUGAAAAUUAUGUUACCUAUGCUCGAUCCAUACUAAAGUUUGUAGGUUUGGAGCCCGUACUUACAAAAAGACAUUGAACUUAUAGAAAAAGUACAAAAACAUUAAACCAAAACCUCUAAGAAAUUAAUCCAUAGCUAAGUCUCAACAAAUCUUUAAGAUCUGUCACCCUCACUUUUUGAGGAUGUCACUGUUUGUGUAAUGGGGCGCAUUGGAAUGCUGGGUGGGGGAUGGUCGAAGGAGGGGAGAUGUUGGACUGGAGCUGGAGAAGAGAGGUCAGGUGUGUUCCAGACUCGUCAACGUUUGCUUAAGCGUAAAAUACCUUAAUUGAGUUACCACAGGGUGAGUUGGGCGAUUACACUGUAACGUGGUUGUAGACUGGAAUUAGGGAACGUCUUGGUUUCAUUUGUAAUAACUUUGGUUUAAAUUGUAUAUAUAUAUUUAUGUCUUGUAAAUACAUUAUGUUUUAGUUGGUUUAUUUUA